AACAGGAGUCCCGACCAUGUCCCCUUUGCCCACUCCCAGGACCGAGCUGCUUCUCCUCGGACCCCUGGAGGCCAAAGGGAGUCACUGCCGCUUUCGUUGUUCGUCUCUCGGGCGGAUAGACCUGGCGCCCUGUCCUUGGGGCGGGAGGCUUCCCCACUGUCCUCAGGAUUCAGCCCCGAAACUCCACCCUGGGGGCCGACAGCUACCCACGGUCAUUGCCUCGGAGGGGUAACCCCGUGAACUUCAGGGCCUCUCGCUAGAGCAGGGAGGAAGUACAGCCACCCCACUGGAUAAAUAUAAUCCUCAUUAGUACUCACCGCCACACCUUCCAUCGGAGCUGUCAGGGGCCUGGCUUUGCGGCCAGGAGCAGGGUUGCCAGGUUUAGCACACACACAAAGGAUUCCCAGGUGGGAAGAGGACCCUGAGCAGAGCAUCCUCCACGGAUUUGUCCAACACGUGUGGCACCCAAGUUCACCGAGGAGCUGGGAAUUGGUCCAGGAAAGGAAAACAAGGGCAAGCAUUCGGAGGAUUUGAGCACCUCUUCUGCCUGUGAGCGAUUUGUCACUUCCUUCUGUAAGACUGGCACCAGCAGAAAUGCAGUCUCAGAGGAUCCCGGGGAGAAAGCGAGGCCGACCCCCACUUCACUCAACACCUAUGAAGAUGGCAGUUCAUAACCUUUAUUCUGCUUCAGCUGGUUCUUUACCAGCAGUGAAGAUCCCAAAGAAAAGAGGGCGGAAACCCGGGUACAAGCUCAAGUCUCGGGUUCUCAUGACGCCUUUAGCCCUCUCACCCCCGCGGAGCACGCCGGAGCCCGACCUCAGCUCCAUCCCUCAGGAUGCAGCCACCAUACCCAGCUUGGCAGCACCACAGGCUCUCACAGUCUGCCUCUACAUCAACAAGCAAGCCAACGCAGGGCCGUACCUGGAGAGGAGGAAGGUACAGCAGCUCCCCGAGCACUUUGGGCCCGAGAGGCCGUCGGCUGUCCUGCAGCAGGCCGUGCAAGCGUGCAUCGACUGUGCCCACCAGCAGAAGCUGGUCUUCUCCCUGGUCAAGCAGGGCUACGGUGGUGAGAUGGUGUCAGGAGGUGGAAUUUUCCUGCUAUGUGACCAUCCAGGCACCUCUGGGAAUGUAUACACACUGAUUUAUGGCACAGGCCUGAUGACCCAGACCUUCCCGCUGUGGGUUCAGUUUCCAGCACACCUACUCUUUCAAGUCUCCGCAUCCUUUGACGGGAAGCAGCACCUGCGGAGUCUGCCCGUGGUGAACAGUAUUGGGUACGUCCUCCGCUUCCUUGCCAAGCUGUGCCGAAGCCUCCUGUGUGACGACCUCUUCAGCCACCAGCCGUUCCCCAGGGGCACCAGCGCCUCCGAGGAAGCCCCUGAGAGCCAGGAAGACAGGAUGGAGUCAGCAAAAACAGUCACCACUGAGGAGUGCCUGGUGAACCCUGCGAGCAUGAGCCGCUACAGCGUGGACUCCUCCUCCGCCUUUAGCCACAGGGGCUCCCUGCCCACCUCCUCUUCGUUGUACUGCAAGAGGCAGAACUCUGGAGACGGCCACCUUGGGGGAGGCUCAGCCACCACAGUCGGUGGUCCCCAUACCAGCCCCAUGUCCUCUGGAGGCCCCUCAGCACCUGGGCUGAGGCCCCCUGGCUCCAGCCCCAAGAGAAACGGGACCUCUCUUGAAGGAAACAGAUGUGCCUCAAGCCCUUCUCCGGACAGGCAGGACACCCGGCGGCCAAGGAGCAGGAACCCCUCUACCUGGUCUGUGGAGGAUGUGGUCUGGUUCGUGAAAGACGCAGACCCGCAGGCUCUGGGGCCCCACGUGGAGCUCUUCCGGAAGCAUGAGAUUGAUGGCAAUGCCCUCCUGUUGCUGAAGAGUGACAUGAUCAUGAAAUACUUGGGCCUAAAGCUGGGACCUGCACUGAAACUCUGCUACCAUAUCGAUAAACUGAAGCAAGCCAAGUUCUGAAGGUGUUUAAAAGAUAGAAGCAAAAUCCAGACAACAGAUCUCCAGAUCCUCUUCUGCCUUAAAAACAUUUGCCACCAUCACAAAGAUUCUCUCCUGAACAAGAACAGCCACAAAGACUUGGUCUUUUUAUAAAACUUGUGCAUCUUGACCUUUUAAAAAAUUCAACAUGGCCCUUUUGAAAGGUUUUUCUGUGUUAAUGAUUUGCCAAAAAAUUACAAAGAAGCCUGUUAUUUUUAACAUUUCUGGUAGGUUGGUUGCUCUUAGGGUGGGUACUGUUUUUAUAAUGAGAAUGUGGAGAACUGAAUGCUAUCACCCAAGGAGGACACUGGAGACGUCCAAGGAUGUGAGAAGAACCUUUGUCCCUGCAGGCUCUGCGGGGACGCCCACCGCAGCACUACCUGUCUUUAGCUCUGACUUGGGGACCCUAUCAUUGUGAGCCUUGCUUAAUUCAGCUCUGGAAGCUGUCUUCUGAGGAUAAAUGCCUCACCUUGCACUAUCUGGAAAACUUGAAUUCUUUCACUCUCUGAAAGAGAAGGAAAAAAAAAGUCUUUUCUAUUCCUAGUUAUCUGAAGUACUGUGUUUCCCCACUAGAGGGCAGACUGCUAAUGUAUUUUCCGGACCCUCACUUCAGCAGCCUGAUAUUCAAUACCCAGUGGAUGGAUUAGGGUUUCUGUGAACAAGACCUAGCCUACACAGACACAGGGAAUUUAUUCCACAGUCAGCACCACAGAUUGCAACUUGGGAAGAAACCGUCUUCUAGAAGGUUCUAGUUCAUAUCCAAUCAUUACUGACUGACUGAGGUGCACCAGCAGCAAAGUCAAGAAUUUGGAAGCACGUUCUUCCCAGAUGGGGCUUUGGAGUUCCUUCCCUUCCAGCGUCAUUACUGAGGUGUCGAUGUAUUGGCAUGCCGCAGAGCUUAGUGACAUUUAGCCAUGGUGUUUCUUUAAAAAAGAAGAAAGAUGUCUCUACUAAGCUUUGAAAUGGGAGAGUGUUGAUUUCUAGUUACAUCGUGGGAUUAUAUAGUUGUAUGUGUGGCUAAUUUUAAUAAUAAUAGCAUGUACACAGACAUGCUAUUAUUGGGUUUAAUUCAAUUUACAAAUAGGUUUUCCUUUCUCACCGUGGAGUAAUAGAAAAAAAUUGAUUUCUACCCUUUUGCAGCUGUGUCCAGGGACGGACAAUGAAUCCACAAUUUACUAGGCAGAAGGGCAGCCUUGUCUCCAUUCUUCUUUUGAUCCUUUUCCUUUCUCUCUCUCCCUGUCUCUUUUUUCCUUCCUCUCUCACUGAAUAGGAAACGUAUCUUCAAAAUGAAUUUGCCUUUGCCGUGGGCGUGUCCUCUUCCUUAAAAAACGUCCGUAGUGCUGUAAGGGAGGAGAUGAAUACUAGACUUUGUGAUCUCUGGGAGGGGGAAGAUCAAGGGCCACUCAGGGCUUCCCUUGGCCCAAAUGCAAAUCAGAAAAGGCACACCAUCCUCGGGAUGCAGCCUGGACGGGCGUCUUGGCCGGUGAGUGGAGCAGUGUGGGAUUGCAGCCUUCUCACCCCUCCACCAGGUGACUUUGUGCAGGACAAGACCUGUACAAACUUGAGGGCAGCCCUGGGUAGAUCUGUAUAUUGAUCCUCUAUAAAUCAGUUAGAACUUGGACAAGGAUCAUAAGAAACAUUCCAAGCCAUGCUCUUAGACCCACUUGAUGAGUGGUAUUUGAGAAAGCACAUCAGAGCAAAAUCCUUUUUAGAUACACAAAUGGUGGGGGACUUAAAGCGUGACAGAAAAGGGAUAGAGCAGAGUGUCCUAAAACUGCUCAUGGAACUGAGCUUGAGUUAUCAGGCUGUGGGAGAGCUGAAUGUCUUGGUCCCGGCACCUGACAGAACUACCCUGAAUCAGGCCUUGGGACAGCAUCUUCAAGAUUUUGAAACAAUAAAUGGACUCUGUCCCUCAAAGUUUGUAAAUCGUGAAGUGCUCACUGCUGAUCUGGAGUUAGAUAGUUGCCCUCAAAAAACCAUGGGUAGGGCUUCCCUGGUGGCGCAGUGGUUGAGAGUCCACCUGCCGAUGCAGGGGACGCGGGUUCGUGCCCCGGUCUGGGAGGAUCCCACAUGCCGCAGAGCGGCUGGGCCCGUGAGCCAUGGCCGCUGAGCCUGCGCGUCCAGAGCCUGUGCUCCGCAAUGGGAGAGGCCACAACAGUGAGAGACCUGUGUACCGCAAAAAAAAAAAAAACCAAAACCCAUGGGUAGUGUAUAUAUUCAGAAUGGCCAGUGUGAAAACAGUGAGAUCCAGAAAAUCCCACGACAGCCUAUGUUCCUCACUCCACCAUUUUUGCUCAAUUCUCUGAAACUUGUGGUGCCUCUUGCAUCAACAUAUACCUCAUAUAGAGAUUUUCAAAACUUUCUACCAUUCUUAGUAGUGCCUCCCUCGGUACAAACACAUCAACAUUGGUGCCGCCAAAUCAAAAUCAUCUGCAAACAAUGUCAAGGAGAUACUCGGAGUCGUUUUCAGGGGAGAGAGAUUUUCCCAUCUCAAGUCUAGGAGAAAACUGGGUCCACGUUCAUGUGGAACUGCUCUCACAGAGAUGCUAUCUCAUUUUGCAUUAAACUUUAAGCAGGACAGAUUGCUGAAACCAUGAUAUUUAAGGUUUGACUUUUUAAAAAUCUCAUUACUCUUGAAAUGAAUGCUGUCACGUCAGAGAAUAACCUAAGGAGGAAAUUCUUCCUUUCCUGUUUUUGCACUGAAAUGCAGUUAGCCGACCAAAUUAUUGUUGCAAUACUGCAAUUAAAUUAAUUUUCACCCCUUUCAAAAAUCUUGUCAAACCAGGCAGUUCAAUAGCUUAGCAAAUGUAAAACAUACCAGGCCGUCUCCUCUAAACGGACCUUAGGCAGAGUCAUGCCACGUGUGUCAUUCUCAUCUGAAUGGGAGCUUAUUUGGGGGCCCUUGAACUUGUACAGAUGUGUUACUUGUUAUUCCAUGGCAGUAGAUUUGCUCCAGGUUGUGGUAAACAAUGAUAUAGUUUUGCAUAAUUUCAAAUUAGUGUGUGUGUGUGUGCUCAUGUUGCAAACAUUUCCAAUUACACUUGUCUGUUAAACACUUUUAAAAAAAAAUCUAGAGACAGUUCUAUUGCCUAAGGCAUUUAAAAUAUUUUAUGAGGCACAUUAUUCCCUUUGUGAAGACUUCAGGUAAAAGAAGUGCAUUUCGUCUCUGUGUGUGUGUGUGUGUGUGUUUCCUGACACUGUAGUGGGAAGAGCCUAUGAAAGUGGCUGGGAGUGUAGCAGCUUUUGCAUUUGCUUGGUUUCAAAUGCCUUCCCAGCUUUGUAGCCCUGAGGCAGAACCCUCUCUAAGCUGUUACUGCCAAGUAUCCCCUCUAACACCAACAGGGUGUGCCCUGGAGGCAGCUGGGGGACAGUGCUGGGGUUCUGGGCCUGCCCAGGUCAGGUGCUAACUGGACUCACCAAGCCAGCCCAGGCUCUACUCCAUGUGACUAAGGGGACAGGCCUCGCCUGGGAGCCCAGUGGGCUGGUUUAGUGCCCACCAGAGCUAUACAGCGCUUCCAUCAAUUCCCUUCGGCAGGGCUGCCUCGUAUUUUCCUUUACAGCAGGAGAAAGGAGUGGGGAGCUCCUCAGGAAAACCAAAUAGGAUAUUAAAAUACACUGGGGAGGAAUACUGUGUGAGAAGGAAACAGUAAAGAAGGGAAGAUAAAAAUAACUGUCCUAGGAAGACGAUAAGAGAGCACCUCUUCUAACAGGCCCAACCCUCUGAGCUACAGUAACCUAUUUUUGUAUUUAUGUGCUGCAUGGAAGAUUUCUUAUUUUAUUUAAAUUAAAAGUAUGUUUUUUAUUACUUUC
Molecule: messenger RNA, 5796 nt
Organism: Lagenorhynchus albirostris (white-beaked dolphin)
Lineage: Eukaryota; Metazoa; Chordata; Mammalia; Artiodactyla; Delphinidae
Gene: SCML4
Product: Scm polycomb group protein like 4
Exons: 10
Coding region: 595-1968 (457 amino acids)
Molecular function (GO): protein binding
Source: RefSeq, a predicted model, not a curated record